Symbiodinium sp. CCMP2456 is the source of this 486-nucleotide messenger RNA. The record is from the annotation of a GenBank genome assembly. Lineage: Eukaryota; Dinophyceae; Suessiales; Symbiodiniaceae.
AUGGCAGACGAUGCUGGUGCCACCUCCAGAACCGAAGAGUCAGGCCUCGAGGCGGAUGAUGAUCUCUUCGAGUAUUUGGAAAUCAAGCGGAAAGAGGUCGCCGCGAUGACUCAGGCUGCUGAAAUUGCCCGCGAGCAGGCCGGCUGCUUCGCGAACUUCGGUUUGAAACGGUUCCAGGAAGUCGGAGCUUUGAAUGGCCAAUGGAUGGCAGGAUCGAGAGCAUGGCUCAAGGCCCAGGCCAGUUCCAAGAGCGUGGACCCUGCUGCAUCGUUGUUGGGAUCUCAGGCUGGCCAUGUGGGCGACGACGGGGAAGGAGCACAGGCCUUUGAUGGUGGUCCAGUGCACGCCUCGACGUUGUCAUUCGAGGACCGGAGACGAUUCGGGUUGGAAGUUACGCCUCCUCCAUCCGAAGCGAUUCCCACUCCUCCUCCCUCGGCCUCUGAAGUACAGGCAGGGGCUUCAGUUUCAAGUCAGAUCGCGUCUUGA